AUGGUGGGACUUACAAUGCUUGAAAAGAAUGCGAAAGCCAAAGCCAUCUGCGAAUCCGGUGAAACCGACAAGUUGGAAGAGCUAAUCACCGAUUUUAUGUCCGAUUCCAACGACACGCGCUCCGACGCCAUGUCGAUUUUCGAAAUCUGCGCAAAUAAACCCGACCCACAUCUCUUCGCUAACAAGCUUUAUCGCGUGCUCUCCUCCUCCCACCUAGAUCUCAACUCAUGUACCAUUUCCGCCGACCUCCUUGGCAUGACUCUCGUCAAAAAAAAUUACGCGCCCUUCCGCCGUUUUCCUACCGAAACUCAAUCGACUCUAAAACUCGGUCUCUUGAAAUUAAUUGACACAUCCGUUGACACACCUACAAGACCAAUCAAUAAAGAACUCUGCCACACUGUAUCAGCGCUUGCAGCUUCUCUUUUACCUAAAAAAGAAUGGCCCGAAUUCUUACCCUUUUUAUUUCAACUUGUAAAAUCUGAUAAAGAGAGGGCGUUGUUGAUUGGUGCUCAUUUAGCAGAGGGACUGAAGGAGAUGCAUUCAGUUAACUUGAAUAAGGAGUUGCAUUCAGAUAUGUUGACAGCGAUGAUGUCUACGUUGAAGGCGUUGUAUAGUGGGAAUGAAACGAUAAAUUUGGCAGGAAUGAAGCGGACGUUUUUUAGGAAACAAAUUGUGGAGAUGGUGAAGACAAUAUUGCAGAUGGUCGAUGAUCAUAGUUUGGAGAAAGAGACGAGGCGUUUGGCCAUUGAAUUCGUUUUGACAUUGGUCCAGUUCGUUUUAACAUUGGCGGAGGUUGAGAGAACGACUCCCAGGCAGCUGAAACUUGGGACGGAGUUUGAAAUUAAUAUGGAGGAGACGUGGGACAAUAAUGAGGAGACGGAUAACUAUGGGUCUUGGCAGGGGUGUGUGGAUAUGCUAACGAAUUUGCCGUAUAGGAAUGGUAAUUGGACUGUUGCUUUGAAAGUGUUUCCGGCGUAUUUGGCUGCUCCUGAGGGGCAAAAGCGCACUCAUGCCGCACUCAUUGCGCUCUCAAAGAGUAUAAUUACAUGGAAUUGUCGGGAGUGUUUGUUAAAAGAGAUAGAAUGGGAUGUGCGUGUUGCAGCUUUGGGGGCCGCAAUUAAUUUCUCUCAGUGUUCGGACUUGUUGACUUCGAUGCUGUCCAUGUUGGAGAAAGUGUUGGAGGAUAGGGACGAAGCGAUGGCCGGCGAGGUGUUGGAGUUGUUGAUAGAGUUGGCGGAACCGAGGUUUUUGGUGGGGCAAAUUGAGGAGUGGGUGAAGAGAAUGUGGCAGAUUGCGAAUAAUGAUGGUUUGAACGUAGGGACGAGGCGUUUGGCCAUUGAGUUCCUUUCGAAAUUGGUGAAGGUCGAGGAGAUAGCGCCUUGGCUGCAGCAGAAUGUGAGGGAGUUGUUUGAAAUUUUGAUGAAAAUGUUGGAUUAUAUUAAUGAUGAUGAUCAUAAUGCGGAUUAUGUGUCUGCAUGGGAGAGAAGUAAUCAUUGGCGUUGGAGGAGAUGUUUGGAUAUGCUGUUUAUUGCGACGCGUAGGAAUGAUAUGUUUUCUAUUGUUUUGGAAGUGUUACGGGCGUAUUUGAAAGCUGCUGAGUGGCAAAAGAAGUAUAACGCAUUCAUUGUGCUCGCACAGAGUAUAGAGAUUUGCCGUGAGGUAUCUGAGCUUUGCUUUUUAUAA
Molecule: messenger RNA, 1683 nt
Organism: Ilex paraguariensis (yerba mate)
Lineage: Eukaryota; Viridiplantae; Streptophyta; Magnoliopsida; Aquifoliales; Aquifoliaceae
Source: the annotation of a GenBank genome assembly